GGUCUGUGGAUUUAGAAUCUAUUUUUUCCUUAUUCAUUUAAUAGAUUUCAAAUCUACGGAUCAGAAACGUAUCCUCGUAGGUGAACCUUAUCCAGAUUCUAAUUUUGAUUACCCAAGGAAAUAAAAUAAAGAAUAAGUGCAGGUGAUGAGGGAGAAAAAGUUUGUUCAAGACAUAGCCGGUGUGAGGAUAGGAGAAGAGGAGGAAAUAACAUACGAGGCAGCCACACAAGCGUUGAAGAGAGGUGUCCGAUUCUAUUCGGUCCUCCAAGCAAGCGAUGGCCAUUGGCCAGCAGAAAAUGCAGGCCCUUUGUAUUUCCUUGCCCCAUUUGUAUUUUGUCUAUAUAUCACUGGACAUCUCAAUUCAGUUUUCUCAUCCGAGCAUCGUAAAGAGAUUCUUCGUUACAUUUACAAUCAUCAGAAUGAAGAUGGAGGGUGGGGACUGCAUAUAGAGGGGCAUAGCACCAUGUUCUCUACGGCAUUGAACUACGUUUGUAUGAGGAUGCUAGGUCAAGGACCUGAAGAUGGUGGGACUGUCCCCAGAGCGCGAAAAUGGAUCCUUGAUCAUGGUGGUGUAGUUGCAAUUCCAUCUUGGGGAAAGAUUUUGCUUUCGACACUUGGAUUAUUUGACUGGACUGGCUGCAACCCAGUGCCCCCAGAGUUUUGGAUUUUCCCUUCUAUUCUACCUUUUCAUCCAGCAAAGAUGUGGUGCUAUGUUCGCAUGAUUUACAUACCCUUGUCAUAUUUAUACGGGAAGAGGUUCGUGGGAACAAUCACAGCUCUCAUUCUCCAGUUGAGGGAAGAACUCUACCUUCAAUCUUAUCAUGAAAUAAAUUGGAACAAAGCACGCCAUAUGUGCGCAAUGGAGGAUAUCUAUUACCCCCAUCCCUUAAUACAAGACUUGAUCUGGGAUAGUCUGUAUUUUCUUAUGGAGCCUCUUGUAACAUGUUGGCCCUUAAGCAAACUCAGAGAGAAGGCUAUGCAAGUCACAAUGAAGCACAUCCAUUAUGAAGAUGAGAAUAGCCGAUACCUUACCAUUGGAUGUUUAGAAAAGGCGUUUUGCAUGCUUGCUUGUUGGGUGGAAGAUCCAAAUGGGGAGGCAUUCAAGUAUCACCUUGCUAGGAUGCCAGACUACAUAUGGGUUGCUGAAGAUGGAAUGAAAAUACAGAGUUUUGGCAGCCAGCAGUGGGACACUAGUUUGGCUGUACAAGCAAUUUUGGCAAGUAAUCUUAUGGAUGAAAUUGGACCUACUCUUAUGAAAGCUCAUGAUUACGUAAAGAAAUCACAGGUUCAAGACAAUCCAUCAGGUGACUUUCGAAGCAUGUACCGUCACAUAUCAAAAGGGUCGUGGACUUUCUCAGAUCAAGAUCAUGGGUGGCAGGUUUCAGAUUGCACAGCAGAGGGACUGAAGGUUACUCUUCUGCUAUCACUGAUGCCACCUGAAUUGGUGGGUGAAGCGUUGGAACCUCAUCGCCUAUAUGAUGCUGUGAACAUCAUUCUUUCUUUACAAAGUGAGAAUGGAGGUUUAGCAGCUUGGGAGCCAGCUGGAGCUGCAUCAUGGUUGGAGAUGCUCAAUCCUACUGAAUUUUUUGAAGACAUUGUUAUUGAGCAUGAGUAUGUUGAGUGCACUGGAUCAUCAAUCCAAGCCCUAGUCCUGUUUAUGGAAUUAUAUCCCGGACACAGAAAGGAAGAAAUCAGAACGUUCAUUGAGAAAGCAGUACAUUUUCUUGAACAAAUACAAACGCCUGAUGGUUCAUGGUAUGGGAAUUGGGGAGUGUGCUUCACCUAUGGCACAUGGUUUGCACUGGGAGGAUUAGCCGCUGCUGGGAAGACUUACUACAAUUGUCCAGCAGUGCGUAGAGGCUGUCAGUUUUUACUAUCAAAACAACAAGAAUCUGGUGGUUGGGGAGAGAGUUACCUUUCAUGUACAAACAAGGAAUAUGUUCCAUUAGAAGGUGGUCGGUCAAAUUUAGUUCAUACUGCAUGGGCCAUGAUUGGUCUUCUUCAUGCUGGACAGGCCGAGAGAGAUCCAACACCUUUGCAUCAUGCAGCAAAGCUGAUAAUUAAUUCACAAAUGGAAGAUGGUGACUUUCCCCAACAGGAAAUUACUGGAUGUUUCAUGAAGAAUUGUAUGUUACAUUAUGCAGCUUAUAGAAACAUCUUCCCAGUCUGGGCUCUUGGAGAAUACCGUAAGCAGGUUCUAUUACCUUCAAAGAAACACUAGAACUGUAUCUUGAGCCGCACCCCUUGUGAUAUUAAAACUCUAAAAUACUGGUUCAAUCUUUUCCUUUUUUCUAUUUCCCACCACUUAAUGUUGGGUAUCUCUAUAUAAUGUUGGAUAUCUCUAUAUGGAUAGUUCUUGGACUCUGCACAUUGAUUGUUCAGUAAUUCUUCCUAAUGCCUGCACAAUAUUUAACAAUAAGAAGCUUUCACUCAA
Macadamia integrifolia is the source of this 2434-nucleotide messenger RNA. RefSeq names its product beta-amyrin synthase-like. Gene Ontology annotation, biological process: triterpenoid biosynthetic process. Gene Ontology annotation, cellular component: lipid droplet. Gene Ontology annotation, molecular function: intramolecular transferase activity. The record is from RefSeq and is a predicted model, not a curated record. Bases 146 to 2221 code for a protein of 691 amino acids. The transcript has 17 exons. Lineage: Eukaryota; Viridiplantae; Streptophyta; Magnoliopsida; Proteales; Proteaceae.